GUGAGCCAAUGACUCUCAGGACAGAACAACGAACAGAUCCAGGAAGGAUGUUAAGCCUCCUUCUAUGUGUGAGUUCCCUCCUCCUCCCCCUCCUCCCCUUCUCCCUAGCCCAGGGGUCGGGGGUGAAGUUGCGCCUGGCGGGGGCGGGCCGGGCCCCUAACGAGGGUCGCGUGGAGGUGUUCUACAGCGGGGCGUGGGGGACGGUGUGCGACGACGAGGUGGACAUCAACCUGGCCAACGUGGUGUGCCGAGAGCUGGGCUACUCACACAGUCUCACCUGGGCGCACAGCGCCAAGUUCGGAGAAGGACAAGGUUUGAUCUGGUUGGACAACGUGCGCUGCACGGGCACCGAGCGCUCUCUGGCCGAGUGUCGCUCCAACGGCUGGGGGAUCAACGACUGCACUCACGCCGAGGACCUGGGGGUCGUGUGCAGCCCUCACGGAGGUGCACCGCCCCACGUUAACCGUGUCGAGGGAUCCCCGGCGUCCCUGACCUCCGCGCACCCACCUCCGCGCCCCUCCCCGCGCCAAGAGAGGACCCAGCGGCCCCAGCCGGAGACCGUGGCCCCCACGCACACCCGGUCCGCCCAGAGGAAUGGCCAUGAGAUUGCGCUCCAUCGCGGCACCCCCACAGGUCAAAGUUCACGGUCCCAGCGUCGGGGUCACGAGAUCCGUCUGCGCACCCGUUACGACGGCCAGGGUCCGGCGGCCAGGAACGGGCAGGAGAACCAGGUGGUGCCACAGGGGCACCAGAUCCCCCCACGGCUGGGGGUCUACAGGCAGACCCAGGGUGGGGACCGGACCGGGGUGCCGAGCAGCCGGUGGGGGUCAGAGGUCACCAGGCAGCCCAGUGGGAACCACGUGGAACCGGAGUUGGAGAUCCACAACAUGGAUAAUGAGGUAGACUUCACGGACAGACAGACGGGCAGUAAGGUGAAGCUGGAGGAGGUGCGCCUGAGGCCCAUUCUGACGGGCGCCAGCCGAGGCCUGCUGCUGGAGGGUGUUCUGGAAGUGAAGCACGCUGGGAGGUGGCGCCACGUGUGCGACCACGGCUGGGACCUGAGCAGCAGCCGAGUGGUGUGCGGCAUGCUGGGAUUCCCCGGCGCCGAGGACUUCGACCGCGUGGCCUACAGAAAACGAUGGGAUGCGAAGUUGGCAGAUCCAUCCACAAGACUGGCAGCGCUGUCCAGUAAAAAGGGCUACUGGGUCGAGCGGAUCCAGUGUUUGGGCACGGAGCCUGCCCUGUCCCAGUGCAACGCCCAGCUCUCCCUCCCCAGGAACCCAGUCACCUGCCCAGGGGGGAUGCACGCCGUCGUUCGCUGUGUGCCCGGACACCAGUUCACACGCCUCUCCUCCGGGAGGCCGCCCGCACCCCCCACAGUCCAGCCCGUGGUGCGUCUGAAGGCCGGGCCACGCCUGGGGGAAGGCAGGGUGGAGGUCCUGAGGGACGGGAAGUGGGGCACCGUGGCAGACCACCUGUGGGACCUGGGCGCGGCCAGCGUGGUGUGCAGGGAGCUGGGCUUCGGCUCGGCCAAGGAGGCCCUCAACAACGCAGAGCUGGGACAGGGUACUGGACCAAUCCACAUUAACUCAGUCCAGUGCACUGGCCGAGAGAAGUCCCUCCUGCAGUGCCAGUUCCAGGAGGUCCCUCUCUAUAGCGUAAAACACACCCACGACGCCGCCGUACGCUGCAACGUGCCCACCACCGGGCUGGAGACCAGGGUGCGCCUGGCAGGGGGCAGGGAGCCGGCCGAGGGGCGUGUGGAGGUGCUGAUGGAGGUGGGAGGGGUGCAGAAAUGGGGGGCCGUCUGCAGUGAGAACUGGGGGAUCAACGAGGCCAUGGUGAUCUGCCGGCAGCUGGGCUUCGGCUUCGCAUCCAGAGCCCACCAGGAGACGUGGUUCUGGCCCGGAACCCAGGAGGCAGCGGAGGUGGUUCUGAGUGGAACCCGCUGCAUUGGAACAGAGAUGUCCAUCCAGCAGUGUGGAAGGAACAAUCAUGUUUACUGUCCCAGGGGAGGAGACGGACGCGCCGCCGGGGUUACCUGUGUCGAGACGGCUCCUGACUUGGUUCUAGACGCCCAGCUGGCCCAGGAGACGGCCUACCUGGAAGACCGUCCCCUGCACCUCCUCACCUGUGCCAAUGAGGAGAACUGUCUGUCUUCCUCCGCCGCCCGGAUGAACUGGCCCUAUGGACACCGUCGCCUCCUGCGGUUCUCCUCUCGCAUCAUGAACCUGGGCAGGGCCGACUUCAGACCCAGAGCCACCAGGGAGGCCUGGACAUGGCACCAGUGUCACAGGCACUACCACAGCAUUGAGGUCUUCACUCACUAUGACCUUUUGACCCUAAACGGAACUAAGAUCGCUGAGGGUCACAAAGCCAGCUUCUGUCUGGAGGACACCUACUGCCCUGACGGCAUCCAGAAGCGCUACGCCUGCUACAACAUGGGGGAGCAGGGAAUCUCUGUGGGCUGCUGGGAUACCUAUCGUCAUGACAUCGACUGUCAGUGGAUCGACAUCACCGACGUCAAGCCUGGGGAGUACAUCUUCCAGGUGGAGGUUAACCCUUCGUUGGACAUGGCCGAGUCUGACUUCCAGAACAACGUGAUGCGUUGUCGCUGCAAGUAUGACGGGGGGCGGGUCUACCUGUUCGGCUGUCACGCAGGUGAUGCAUACAGUCCAGAGGUGGAGGAUCUGUUCGAGCACCAGCGUCAGAUCACCAACAAUUUCCUCUAACCGACAGAACAAAAGAACCACCAGUAGAAUGUCUCCGUCCAACAGGAAGAUCGAUGAGAGACUUCGGCAACCACAUAUCAACUAAUGGGAGGUCUCAGGACAUUUCCCUGACGCCACACCUGACCUCACCCAAUCAGGGAAGAGGGGGCAUGAGGAUUACCAGGAG
Messenger RNA from Esox lucius (northern pike), 2898 nucleotides. Its product is annotated as lysyl oxidase homolog 4. Lineage: Eukaryota; Metazoa; Chordata; Actinopteri; Esociformes; Esocidae. Gene Ontology annotation, biological process: peptidyl-lysine oxidation. Gene Ontology annotation, molecular function: protein-lysine 6-oxidase activity; copper ion binding. Gene Ontology annotation, cellular component: membrane. Bases 9 to 2732 code for a protein of 907 amino acids. The transcript has 15 exons. The record is from RefSeq and is a predicted model, not a curated record.